UAAGAACCACAUGAGCGAUCUUGUUAAUGUGUUUCCCGCAACUUUCAAAAGUGUCCAGCUAAUUGAAGGAGAAGAAGACUCUGUUGGUUCUGUCAAGCUUUGGAAUUAUGUUCUCGGAGGGAUUUCAAUGACAGCGAAGGUGAAGGUCGAAGCAAUAAAUGAUGAAGAAAGAUCAAUAACUUUCGCAGUUGUGGAAGGAAAUCUUCUGCAACUCUACAAAAGUUACAAUACCACACUUACUGCAAGCAACGGCUCUGUCAAAUGGUCUAUCGAGUAUGAGAAAGCUAUUGAGACAGUACCCAUUCCAGAUCUCUAUGUUACCUUAUCUGUUGAAGUGUCUAAAGCGGUGGAUCUUUACCUUCUCACUCAUUAGUAAUCAACCUACUCAACUCAUAUUUUAUACUAAGAUGGUAAUAAAUAAUAAUUAUGGUGCAUUUUAUAUAUAUGAAUAUCGAUCUAUAUGUAAUGUAUCAACUUGUAUCAUGUAUUUUGGGAAAUAA
Molecule: messenger RNA, 500 nt
Organism: Olea europaea var. sylvestris
Lineage: Eukaryota; Viridiplantae; Streptophyta; Magnoliopsida; Lamiales; Oleaceae
Product: MLP-like protein 34
Exons: 2
Coding region: 11-373 (120 amino acids)
Biological process (GO): defense response
Source: RefSeq, a predicted model, not a curated record